Lodderomyces margitis is the source of this 2874-nucleotide messenger RNA. RefSeq lists its product as uncharacterized. The transcript has a single exon. Gene Ontology annotation, cellular component: cytoskeleton; cytoplasm. The record is from RefSeq and is a predicted model, not a curated record. The coding region runs from base 1 to 2874 and encodes 957 amino acids. Gene Ontology annotation, molecular function: protein serine/threonine kinase activity. Lineage: Eukaryota; Fungi; Ascomycota; Pichiomycetes; Serinales; Debaryomycetaceae. Gene Ontology annotation, biological process: peptidyl-threonine phosphorylation; actomyosin structure organization.
AUGUCGGUCCCAUUAUACUUGAAAGUCAAAGGACCAACAUCUACUAGUGACCAAUACCACCAGCCAUGUUUUGCUGUCACUUCAGAAAAAUCAAUCGAGUUUAACGACACCAAUUACGAUUUUGAACAGAUUUACCAAGCAUCAGAAACUCAAUACCCAGAAUUAAUCAAUUCAUCACACAACUCAUGUAUUGUGUUGAUGGGUCCAACCGGAGGAGGCAAGACAACAAUGUUGAAGCAUUUGAUCCUGGCAAAAUUGAAGACUUUUGAUGAUAAUGAGCCAGUUUUCGUUUCCUCAUUUGAAAUCACCAAUAACAAAUUCUUGAUUGAUUUGUUGGAUUCUAAUGACACUUCGAGAAAAGUGCCCUUUAGCUUGUUGAACAAUUUUGAAAAUAAAUUAAAGAGAAAGAAGGCCAGUGCUGAACUUAUCAAGGAGGUUUUGAAACAAAGAUCAAGCAAGGCUACUGAAUUCAACGCCAAUUCGUCAAGAUCCUGUCUUGUUAUCACCUUCUUUUACCACAAUUUUAGAACCACCUUUGUUGACUUGAUGGGCAGUGAAAAGAAUUCCAAGUUUAGCUCAAACAUCUUUGCAAACACAAACAUAUCCUCUAUUACUCAACAAAUGGUAAACAAACAAAAGGACGUUAGAUCACACAAUUUGGUAACAAACUAUAUCUUCAAAAACAAAGAUUUGAAGGUUGUCCUUAACUUGGACCCUAAUGGUGAUGUGUCUUUAAUCAAGUCAACAUUGACUAAUAUUGCUGAUAUUGUCAAGACAUUCAAGUUGGAAACGGUUGAAAACACAGUAAGAACGAGAAGAACGCCAAGUUAUACCAUGCCAACAAUGUCAUCAAUCCGCGGUAGUCCUCAAAAAUUGGCUAAAAGGGUUGGUGUCACGGUAAAACCUACCCCUCUGGUUAAACCAAUCCCACGUGUCACCGCCUCCAUGGAUAGAAAAUACUCGGUCCGCAAACCACCUGUCCCCACGAGAAGCCCAAGUAAAGAUGCUAAAUUAAUUGAAGCGUUGAAGAUGGAACAAUCCUUAUCCAAGCAAAAGUAUGCGGAGUCAAUUUCUGAAAUCAAGACUGAAAUUGGUUAUUUCAAGCAAGAGACAAAUCAAAUGUUGGAGACAUUUCAAAAUUUGCGAUCCAAAUUGGAUUUACUUUCCCAAGCUAAUGAGGAAAAGCAGCAGCAGAUUGUUGCUGCAAAAGGAGAGAAUGACAAAAUUGUUGAAGAAUUAGAUCAUUUCAAACAGAAGGUUGUUGAUUAUCAACAAAACAAGAGUGGAAACGAAGAGGAGAUUGCUAGACUUGAAGCUGAACUCAACCGUUUGGAACAGGAAUUGCUGGUAAGUAGAAAUGCUGUGUCAGAACUCGAAUCAUUCAAAACAAAUCUUGAAAAUAAGAUUGAAUUGCUGAAGCAGGAAGAGCAGAAAUUGAUGGAUCGUAUUAGAGUGUUGAAUCUCGAGCUUGAUGAAAACAAGAAAUUGAUGGCAUCGAAAACUUACGAUAUCAACCAACUUCAGGAGACUAUUGAGUCACAAAAUGCUUCACUGGUUGAGAAAGAGAAUGAAAUAAGUGAGUUGUUGAAUGCAAAGGAUGAACUUGCAAAGAGAAAUGAAGCUCUCACAAGUGAAUUGGAAAACUUGAAAUUAUCUUUUGAAAAGUCUACUGUCGGUAAUAAUGAAGCCCAAGACGCGGUAACCAAGUUGUCAGCCUUGGUUGCUGAAAAGGAAUCUGAGAUAGAGAGGUUACAUGAUGUGGAGGAAAAAUUGAAUCAUUUAAAGGAAUCACAUCAAAAUGAAAGUGAAUGGGCUACAUCAGAGAUGUCAAAGUUGAAGGCAGAUAUGGCGGCAAAACAAAUCAAGAUCGAUCACUUGAACAGUUUGGAGGCUUCUCUUAAUCAACAAGUGGAACAAUUGCAAAAUGAAAAGCAAGUAUUGGAAAGCAAAGUUAACGAACUUGCCCAGUCAAACAAAGAAUUACAAUUACAAAUUGAUUCUGGUGCCAACGUCAAUAAUGGAAGAAUUGCUGAAUUGGAAGCUCGAUUGUUGGAGAAGAAUAACCAUGCAAAUGGCUUGUCACAAGAGUUGCAAACGGAAACUUCGUUAAAGAGCCAAUUGAAAUCGGAUCUUGAAGCGGCUAUUCUCAAGUAUCAAACGCUUCAAUCGGAGUUUGCCACCUUGGAAUCGAAUUUAUCAAACCAUCUGAAUGAAAAUGAAGACUUGACUAACAAAUUAACGUCCAAGACCCAACAAUUGAAAACCAAAAUUGAAACAAUCACUCAGUUGGAAAAAUCCGUCCAUGAUUCCAAUGAGCAGUAUAAGCUUUUGCAAGAUAGAUUCACCAAAAAGCAAGAUCAUUACAAGACCAAGAUUUCCGAUUUGAAAAAAGCAUAUGAGGUGACGAUUGCUGAAAAAGAUGCUGAAAUCAAAAGAUUGAAAUCGUCUCCAACUAAACUCGGCUUGAGUGAUGAUUACAACGGACAUUUGUUUAGUGAACGGUCGUCACCUUUUGGAUUCAAUCCUAAUGACAUAUAUCAAGACUCGGUGGUGGAGUCAACGGUGAAUUUCAACCAUGGAGGUAAGAACACCCAUUUAUCGCAUGAAUUGAACAAGCCCUCUUCCUCCUCCAGUGACCACAAAUCAUCCCACAACAAAAAGUCGCCAAACAAAAAGUUCCACGAUAAUAAGAAAUCACCCGAGAAGGAGUUUAAGCAAAAAUCAAGAAGUUCCACGCCAAACAAACAUACGCCUACGAAAAACGUCUUACAAUCAUCAUUCCAAGCCAAUAGUGCACCACUUUCGUCAGGUGGUAAGAUCAAGAAAAAGAGCGGAUCUAAUAAAUCAUCGCCUUUGAAAUCAAUUAAAACUUAA